Nilaparvata lugens (brown planthopper) is the source of this 1327-nucleotide messenger RNA. It is a transcript of the gene PIG-C, whose product is annotated as phosphatidylinositol N-acetylglucosaminyltransferase subunit C. The transcript has 2 exons. Gene Ontology annotation, cellular component: glycosylphosphatidylinositol-N-acetylglucosaminyltransferase (GPI-GnT) complex; membrane. The record is from RefSeq and is a predicted model, not a curated record. Lineage: Eukaryota; Metazoa; Arthropoda; Insecta; Hemiptera; Delphacidae. Gene Ontology annotation, biological process: GPI anchor biosynthetic process. The coding region runs from base 163 to 987 and encodes 274 amino acids.
UGCUUUUUUAGCAGGUAUCCUAUUACCCUGGAUAGUUUCCGGAACACUUCAAACACACAUGCCAAGCAGCUUGACUGGUUCAUGUUCUAUCUCCUGUCGUAUCAGUUGGCAGAUGAGGGAGUUUGUUUCAUCUUUAUUAAGCAUGAAUUUGUAUAGUUUCCCAUGACGCAGAAACGAAAUCCUUGGAAGAAGAACCUUUAUGAAAAUGAAGGGUAUCCAGACAAUUAUACAGAUCCUUCAUUCCUGGAAGAGUUGAAGAAGAACAUCAACCUUCGUCAGGUGACACUGACCAAUGCUUUCCUUGGAGCAGGCCUGGUCACUCAAGAAUUAUGCCUUGUAGUUUAUUUUGUGGUAGCAUUCACUUACCUUUACAAUGAGUGGAUCACAGCAGAAUGCAUAUUCUUCUGGAGCAAUGCAAUUUCACUAAGCUGUUACGCUUACUAUGUUUACAACGAUUCUGUUGGCAUUGUUAAACAUCUAAAAAUGGUCGUUAUAUUUACACUUUUUGGAUAUAUCCUUUCUCCUGUUUUAAAGACAUUAACCGAAACAAUUAGCACAGACACCAUCUAUGCAACUACUGUGUUCAUGAUGAUAGUUCAUAUGACAUUUUUUGAUUAUGGAGUAAAAGCGUUAAUAGUUUCCAGCUCCUUAUCGCUUAAUGCGGCUAUAUUCGGCUCCAUAUGUCUUGUAUCAAGGUUACCGACACCAUUCCAUGCAUUUGUUUUAUUAACGAUAUCGGUUCAAAGUUUUGUACUUUUCCCUUUGCUAUUAGCAAAAAUCGGUACUUCUCUUACUGCUUUAUUUUUUAUCACCGCCUCUACAAUAUGCUUGUUAUGUACAUUUUCAAUGACUAUAACUGUACUUUUUGUGAUAACUGUGACAUUUAUAAACUUACUUUGUCCAUUCUGGUUUCAUAAAUGGCAAAAAUAUAAAGAAAACAUCUAUGGACCAUGGGAUGAAGCUGUUGUCCAAGACAUUAAACUUUGAAAAUACUUGAUUGGAAAAUCUGUUCAUUCAUACUACUAUUGCUUCAAUUUUUAUCGUCAGUAUAUUAUUAUGAGGUGAAUGUGAAUUUCUAACCAAUUAUUCAACCAAAUUUACUUCAUUUGAUCUUAUUAAAAAAAACUAGUCAUCUAAUAGAAUUUCAUUGUUAAUUUUAAGUAUUAGUAAUGUAUUGUUCAUUUGUAAAGUAUUGCUAAGAAUCGGAAGAGUAUAAGCGUUAGAAAAAUAUUGGUUCCUUAUAAAAUUAAUGUCAAAUGCGCGCAAACCUAUUCACAGGUGUAGGCUAUACUAUUACUUUGUGAAUAAAUUUUGUCCAUAAAAUAAG